AUGUGGCUUACAAAAUUGCGUCCAAUUUUGGGCAAUAGAUUACAGUCAAGUCAAUUCCUAUUUAAAAACAAUGAACAACUGAACAUUUUAACCGUGUUGCCUGUGCAUAAAUAUAACCACCGUACUUACAAAAAUUUUGGUCAUCAGAGAGAUCCUCCAGAACAUCCAUUGAAAAAAGCAUAUCUUUUGGGUUUUCUAGGCUUAAUAAUUUAUAAUUUUGUUGAUUGGAAAAAGUAAGUCAAUUUUAAUCUACUGUUAAAUAAUGUUUAAAUUACUGUUAAUCUGGUUAUUCCAAUUUCUCGUAAAGUGUUGGUUAGUAGCCCUAAAUUAACUAACAGAAUUUUUCCGGUUAGCACUAACUGGACAUUGUAUGAAUGGGCCUAAAUUAUAUAAAAUAUGGUAGUUCGAAUACUUUAAUAUAAAACUAGGGGACUUGUCCCUUGAUUGCUUUGCUCGCCAAUUCCUGUAACUCAUAACCAUAUAGUUAAGGUUAAUAAAAUAUGAAGAUAUAAAUAUUCACAAAUUUUUUAUAUAAUAAAAAUGUAAUUAAUAAGACAUGUAAUUGUUUUCAUUUUUUAAAUAGAUCAUGAUAAUAACUUGUUUUUCAGCGUUGGUAAAAAAAUAUUUCCUCCUGUGGAUGCCGAUAGUCAUGUUGAUACUAAUGAGAGUACUGUUCAGGAAGUUUUAGAAGAAACAGUUGAGAAAAAAAAGAAAAAACCCAAGCAAAAAGUCGGUUUUCGCGAUCGAAAGGUUUUAUUAUAUUAGUAUAAUACACUUCUUUAGAUUUUAUGUAACCUGCCAAACCAAUAUUACUCAGACUCUUUUCAUCCUUCAAUUUUUAUUUUUUAGUACUUGGAUCCAAUCCCUCUAACAGUUCAGUCUUUAACUCUCAUUCUUCCACUAUUUGAUUUUGUAAACUCUACAAUUAAUACACUUUUUGUAUAUGGUGAUGGAUUUUCCAAAUUUGUUCUUAUUUUGUGAAAGACAAACUUUUUUUAUUUAUAUAAAUAUGAUAAAACUGUUCCACUAAUUGACUAAAAUUAUAUUCUGUUUUCAAUAUUGAAGUUUUUCAAACACAAUUCCGAUAAUUUUACUUGACUUUUUGAACUUAAUCUGUCAUUAUAUAUACCUCAACCAAUCCCCUUUAAAUAAUUUUAAUAAAUGUAUUAAUUUCAGAUUAUUGAGUAUGAAAACAGGAUACGUCAUUUUUCAACCCCAGACAAAGUAUUUAGAUAUUUUGCUACUUUACAAGUAACACAUGUGCACUCAAAUGGACAAGAAACUCAUGAAGUAUUUAUGACGCCAGAUGACUUUCUUCGUUCUAUGACUCCUGGUAUCAAACAACCUGACGGUCUUGGCCUUGAUCAAUACAAAAAAUUUGAUCCAAAAGUACUUAUUAUUAAUUCAAUUGGGUCUCACAAAUUUGACAACUUUAACACUUUGAACUUAUCAAUUUUUAAUCAUACUGUGUCUUGGUUUUAUAGAGUACUCAUAUGAAAUUAGAAUUAGCAUUAAAUGAGGACAGUAUAUUUUACAAGCUCGGAAGUUCUGGUUUAAUAACUUUUUCAGACUACAUAUUUUUACUUACUGUAUUAUCUAGUAUGUCAUUAACAUUUUAAAUUUACUUUCUUUUAAUAAUUUUUCAAAACAUUUUCAGCUUCAAAAAGGCAUUUUGAAAUAGCAUUUAGAAUGUUUGAUUUAAAUGGUGAUGGUGAUGUAGACUGUGAAGAAUUUGAAAAAGUGGCUACUUUAAUUAGACAACAGACAAGUAUUGGAAAUCGUCAUAGAGAUCAUGCAAAUACUGGUAACACAUUUAAGGUGCCUACUUUAAUUACAAAAUUAAUAUUGCGUUUUUAAUAUUUUACUCUUAUAUAAAUCAUAGGGUUUCAAUUCUGCAUUAACUACAUAUUUUUUUGGUGAGAAUCUUGAUGAAAAAUUGACAAUUGAGAAAUUUCUCGAUUUUCAACAACAGUUACAAUCUGAAAUUUUAAGUUUAGAGGUAAGUAAAAUGUUAAAUUAAUAUAUAUAAUAAUUACAAUUUUCUUAUUAUAAAUUAAUUUAGUUUCGGCGAAAAGGACCCAGUGAAGAUGGAACUAUAACAGAAGUUGAAUUUACUGAUCUACUUUUGGCUUAUGCUGGUUAUGCACCAAAAAAGAAAGCCCGUAUAAUUAAACGAGUAAAGAAAGUGUAAGUAUUUAAUUCUAUAAGUCUUAAAUAUUGAAUAUUUCAUUUUCAAUUAUUUGAAAUAAUUUAUCUUGUAUAUUUAUUAGUUAAUUAAAACAUAUUCUGAAUUGCAUUAUCAAAAAGAACUAUCCAAUUUUGGUUAUGAUGAAAAAUAGUAAUGACGGAUAACAUUCUCAUUAUGAUUAUUUUAAAUAUAAUAUCAUCUUAAUUACAGUUUCAAAGAAAACACACAAGGCAUUAGCGAAGAUGAUUACAUGCAUUUUUUCCACUUUUUGAAUAACAUUAACGAUGUAGACACAGCACUGACAUUUUAUCAUAUUGCUGGUGCAUCAAUUGAUCAAGGUUUCUUUGUUUCUGAUUGUAUAGUAAUAUAAAAAUAAUUUAUUUUUAUGGUUUUUUCUCUCUAUAGCCACUUUAAAGCAUGUUGCAAAGACAGUGGCCCAUGUUGACCUAAAUGAUCACAUGAUAAAUGUUAUUUUCACAAUUUUUGAUGAAAACCGUAAGUUAAUAUUUGUUAUACAAUCGUACUCUUAAAAUAAAUUAAUAAUAAUAUUUAUUUUGUUGCCUAAUAACUUUCAAUCUUAAUUUUAAGUUGAUGGACAGUUGAGCAAUCGUGAAUUUGUUGCUGUUAUGAAAAACCGUUUAUUAAGAGGACUGGAGAAGCCAAAGGAUACUGGCUUUGUUAAGUUUAUUCAGUCUGUAGGAAAAUGUGCUAAGGAAAGUACUCCUAUUAUUCUUGACUUAUAA
Cinara cedri is the source of this 2931-nucleotide messenger RNA. The record is from the annotation of a GenBank genome assembly. NCBI's taxonomy places the organism in Eukaryota, Metazoa, Arthropoda, Insecta, Hemiptera, Aphididae.